AUGAAAGACACUAUCAUAAACCAGGAGAAACUCGCCAAACUGCAAGCACAAGUGCGCAUUGGUGGGAAAGGAACUGCUCGCCGAAAGAAGAAGGUGGUUCACAGAACGGCUACAGCAGAUGAUAAAAAACUUCAGUUCUCCUUAAAGAAGUUAGGGGUAAACAAUAUCUCUGGUAUUGAAGAAGUGAAUAUGUUCACAAACCAAGGAACAGUGAUCCAUUUUAACAACCCCAAAGUUCAGGCAUCACUGGCAGCGAACACUUUCACCAUUACAGGCCAUGCUGAGACAAAGCAGCUGACAGAAAUGCUACCCAGUAUCUUAAACCAACUUGGUGCAGACAGUCUGACUAGUUUAAGAAGACUGGCUGAAGCUCUGCCCAAACAAUCUGCGGAUGGAGAAGCACCACUUGCUACCGGAGAGGGUGAUGAUGAUGAAGUUCCGGAUCUUGUGGAGAAUUUUGAUGAAGCUUCCAAGAACGAAGCAAACUGAAUUGAGUCAACUUCUGAAGAAGAUA
Zalophus californianus (California sea lion) is the source of this 514-nucleotide messenger RNA. RefSeq names its product transcription factor BTF3-like. Gene Ontology annotation, cellular component: cytosol; nascent polypeptide-associated complex. The record is from RefSeq and is a predicted model, not a curated record. The transcript has a single exon. NCBI's taxonomy places the organism in Eukaryota, Metazoa, Chordata, Mammalia, Carnivora, Otariidae. Bases 1 to 489 code for a protein of 162 amino acids.